UUACCACAGUAGCUCCACGCAAGGGGUGGGGGGCAGUGGAGGGAGAAGUCGGCACUGUGCAAUACAGUAAAUAAGAUUAAAGUACUGAGCCUCGAAAUAGUAGUAGCAGACUGUUUCGUGCAGACGUUGCCUCAUGUGCUCAGGCUUGAAAACUCGUGGAGAGACCGUCUAAAUUGGAGCUACACUCUACAGUCAGAGCGACAGCUAGCUAGCUACUAUUUUCUUUCUGAAGAUUGUGCUGGACAUCUCUCCCUUGCAUGCAUGUGUCUAAGGGAGGGAGGGAAGCGUGAUUGAGGAUGAUUUGAAUUGCCCUGCUCCCUUGUUGAAAUAUUUUACAGUGUAUAAGAUAAGUUUACAUUUUACCGGGCAAACAAGACAACUCUUGUGCCAUGGAGAGCCAAGCAACCGAACCGCAGAAUUACGAGGACGUUCGGAAGAGCGGCUACCUACGAAAACAGAAAUCCAUGCACCGGCGAUACUUUGUGCUCCGGACGGCCUCAGAACGGGGCCCGGCCCGGCUCGAGUACUAUGAGAGCGAGAAGAAAUUCCGUGGAAAGGCACCCAUUCCUAAAAAAGCCCUGGUACUUGAAACGUGCUUCAACAUCAACAAACGGGCUGAUUCGAAAAAUAAGCACAUGAUAGUGCUGUACACGCGGGCGGAGAGCUUUGCCGUUGCUGCAGAGAACGACACUGAUCAGGACGAAUGGUACCAGGCCAUGGUGGAUUUGCAGUGCAAAAGUAAGACCCCAACUGACAGCAGCGGUGCGGGGGACUAUGGUGUGCCCAACCCUGGCCCCGCCUUCAAGGAGGUGUGGCAGGUGAAGGUGUGGCCUAAGGGCCUGGGCCAGGCCAAGAAUCUGGUGGGCGUCUACCGGCUGUGCCUGACGGAAAAGACGGUGAACUUUGUCAAGCUCAACUCGGACGCCGCCGCCGUGGUGCUGCAGCUGAUGAACGUGCGGCGCUGCGGACACUCUGAGAACUUCUUCUUCGUGGAGGUGGGCCGCUCGGCCGUCACGGGACCGGGCGAGUUCUGGAUGCAGGUUGAUGACUCUGUGGUGGCCCAGAACAUGCACGAGACUCUUCUAGAAGCCAUGAAGGCCCUGAGUGAGGAGUUCCGCCAGCGCAGCAAGUCCCAGUCCAACUCCGGCCCUGGAGGGGGCGCCACAGCCUCCAACCCCAUUAGCGUCCCGUCUCGCCGGCACCAUCCCAACCCCCCACCGAGCCAGGUGGGCUUCACCCGCAGGCCCAGAACUGAACCCCCCGUAGGGGCGAACGGGACGGGUGGAGGGGGGAAUAGCGCCAACGCCUCCCCCACGCCCCGACACAGCUUCCCCAGGUCUCACUCCACCAGCGACAGCAAGGGGGACGAAGGGCCAGGCAGGGGCACGGCAGCCGGAAGCCCCACUACGAACGGCUCGUGUUCCACCACGCCCAUUCUCAGGUCCAAGUCGGCACGCUCUGCCUCGACGCCGGCCAAGAACCCCCUGGGCCUGAUGCGUUCCAUCUCAACGCCCACACCCUCGCCGGCACCCAGCCUCUCCUCCAGCUCCGGCCACGGCUCCGAGUUUGGAGGGGUGGGGGGAGCCACGGGCGGAGGUGGAGCUGGCGCCUACACCCGCAUCAUCUCGCAGUGCACCUCCGUGUCGGGCUCCCCCAGCGACUAUGGCUCCUCGGAUGAGUACGGCUCCAGCCCGGGCGAGCACUCCCUCCUGGCCCCCUCCCCCGGCCUGCCUGGAGGGUCUGUGGGCAGCCUGGGGGGCCCGUCCCUGGGCGAGGAGACGAACUACAUCCUAAUGGGUCAGCGUGGAGGUGGUGGUGGGGGGAAUGGGAAUGUUGGAGGCCCUACCUCCAGCUCCUUGCCUGGUGCUGGAGCUCCCUCCUCCAGCUCCCAGCCCCAGACCAGAAGGGUGCUCCGCCGGUCCUCUAGCCGGGAAUGUGAGGCCGAACGCAGGCUGCUGAGCAAGCGGGCCUCCCUGCCACCCAUGGCACUGGAGAGGCUGGCCCCGCGACUUCGCAGGGGGGAGGAGGAAGAGCCCGACGAGGACGCCGACGACUACGCCAUCAUGUCUCGGAGCACCAGCCGAGAGUCCUUCACCACCACCUCUUCCUCCUCCACCUCCUCCUCUGCCAGGAAAGAGUCGGGGAUGGCAGCGGGAGGAGGCGCAGGCUACCUCGACGUUGCAGGGGAGAUCAAAGCCGAAGGAGGCGGCGGCGGAAAGAUCAUAGGGGCGGAUAACGGCUACAUGUCCAUGUUGCCAGGGGUUACCGCUCCCCCCGUCUCCCUGUCCCACUCGCUGUCCGUGUCGGACUCGGAGUCCAAGCCCACUGACGACUACAUGGCCAUGACCCCCAACAACAGCGUGUCGCCGCCACAGCAGAUCCGCCCCCCGCCAGGCUCCGACGGCUACAUGAUGAUGUCACCCAACAGCAGCUGCUCCCCUGACCAGCGGGGUGGGCUCGGCGGCGGGGCCUGGAUGGGCAGCGGUAGCGCCGACAGCCGGGUAGGCAGCGACUACAUGAACAUGUCGCCCAUCAGCGCCCGCUCAGCCAAUAGCAGUCCGCCGCCACCGGAGCACCCCUCCCAGAUGGACCAUCAGCCCCCACAGCCGGCGCCCAAGAUGGUCUACUCCUUCUACUCCCUGCCCCGCUCCUACAAACACAUGCCCUCGAGCGGACACUUUGAGGAGGGUCCGGGGCGAGGGAGGAGGCCCAACGGGAGCAGGGGGAUGGGAGGAGGCAGAGCGGCGGGGGGACGCGAAGACCCGUGUUUGGGGGGAGGGGCAGCGGUUGGCCGCCAUUUCUCCCUCUCCUCCUCCUCCUACUCGUCCAGCUCAGCCAGCAGCGAGAGCUUGGGGGAGAGCGACGAGCGUGUGGCCCAGGGGGCAGGCCCCUCUGCUGGGGAAGCCCACUCCAAAAACGAUGGGAACCUCCAGCAGCGGAGGGGAUCCGCAGGGCCCAAGCGGGGCCAGCAAGGGACCGGCCGGACCAGGCCCGUGAGCCUGUUUGUGGACGUGUCCAAAGCCAACACCCUGCCCAGGGUCCGGGAGAACCCCCUUGCCCCGGAGCCCAAGAGCCCUGGCGAAUACGUCAGCAUCGAGUUCAAGGGGGAGAAGAGCCUCCGCGGGGGGGGCGGGCGAGGGAGGGGUCUACGCCACGGCAUGUCCUUGCCCCAUGGCUCCACCCACCAGCGGCCCCUUCACCGCCCCGCCUCCUGCCUGGGGGGGUUCCUCCCUCUGUCCCACAGCCCGUCCACCCCCGUCACGCCUCCUUCUGGCUCCGAGUAUGUCAACAUGGACCUGGGCCCCUCUCCGUCCCCCUCGCCCCUCUCUCUGACCCCCCUGGGCUUUCCUCCGUUCCCCACCCCUCUCACGCCCCCGGCUCUGGCCGCGGUGCCCAAGGCCUGUGACGAGCGCAGCGCUGCCCCCCAGGAGGACGCGUCGAUAGGGGCGGAGGCAGGGCGGGGGAGGGGCAGGCAGACCGUCCCGUCGGAGUCGCCACGGUCCUGUGGGGACUACACUGAGAUGGUCUUCAGCCUGAAUAACAACACCAUCCCCAGCUUGUCCGAUGUCUCUCCCGAAGUCCCCUCCCCCUCCAGGCCCGACACCACGGGACUGACCCUGGGGCUGGACUUCCCUCUGGCCAAACCUGGGCCCAACCCAGACCACGGCGCCAAAGUGAUACGGGCCGACCCCCAGGGCCGCAGGCGUCACUGCUCCGAAACCUUUCUGGCCUCGCCCUCCCUCCCUACCACCUCUGCAUCCUCCUCCUCCACCGCCUCCCUGUUCCCUGAGCAAGCCCAGGCCGUGGCUCGCAGACUGGGCUUCGACAGCAUGCUCUGGGGGCCCGUGGGAGACCCGCCCACGCCGUUUCUCCAUCCCUCGCCGUCCUCCCAACCCGCCGCCCAGGCUUCGUCCAUAGAGCAAGGCCUCAAUUACAUAGACUUGGACUUGGCCAACAAAGAGAGCCCUCAUUCGAGCCUGGACGGCUCCUCCAACAGCCUGGCCGUCCCCUCUCGGCUGUACUCGUCCGUGCUGAGCAGCGGGCCGCUGGCAGGCAUCGUCGGGACGGGGGGCGGCGGCUCCAGCCUCAACACCUACGCCAGCAUCGACUUCUACAAGUCAGAGGAGCUGCGCACGCACCAGAAUGGAAGCAAGGACGGCACAGAAUGCUGAUGUCCGUGCCCUUGGAAUCAUGGGAAAUGGAGUAAUUGCGAUCCCUAUGAGCUCCUCCGCAUCCUUAAGUGACGAGCCAAUUGGAUCGAGGGAGGAGGACGAUUAGACACGCCCCAGAAGCACUUUGAAAUGACAUCUUUAUUUUCCCUCUCACUUUAUUGGUUGUAACAACCAAUAGGGAUGUAUAUGAUAAAGACUUUUGGCUGCUCUUAUCGCAAGACGAGAGAACUUGAAAACCAAUCAGAAAGGAGUACCACGAUUUGACGCCCGACCAGGAGCCAAUCACAUUUUCUCAAACUCUCAAAUUAGAUUCUCAAAUGAUACCCAAUUAUCCAAUCAAUGUACUCGUGACAAAAAUAUAGAGAAUGAUAAUGAAACAUAUACAAGUAUAUGUCUGCUCACUCAAGUGCCUCCUUUAUGUUUUUGAUUGUAGCCAUUUGACAAAGAACUUGGCAUUGAUUAAUGAAAUUGAAGAAGCUUUGGUUUUUGGUGUGCAUUUUUGAAGUAAAACUAUUCCACCAGAUGUUAUCUAAAAAAAGAAAGGACUGGUACUUGCAUAGGCCUACCGUAUUAUUGGUGAUAAAGUUGAGUGGUAGAGAUGAACAUAAGGUUAGUUAGCUAUCAGCUGCAUUGAUUUAGAGAUUUAGCUUUGUUUUUGUCAGUUUAAUGUGAUGUUCUCUUGUUGUUGUUUUUUCAUGAAAGAAAUGUAUCCCCCACAUUUUCCCCCUCACUUGCAUAAAGUUCUCUGCCCACAUCUAUAUAGGUUUCCAACUUGCUCUCAUGAUGAAGUCUGUGUGACAACGGUAUGCUACUUUGGCGCAGGCGAGUAGGGCCUACACAGACAUUUGUGUAAAAUAGGUCAGAUUAGCAUUUUGCUAACAUAGGCUAGGCCAGAUUAGCCAUGUGCUAUAUGUGAUAAUAGGCUAUGCUAGAUUCUCAUUAGAAUUACUGGAAAAAGUGAGGUGUUAUUAGUGUUAGCAUUAUUAAUUGUUAAUUCAGAUUAACAUUGUGCUUGUAUAGGCAAAUCAUCCGCACUGCUAACCACAGCUCAGAGAAAGACCCCUGACAGAUCCCAGCCAAUCCAAUUAGCAGCUGAACCAUUAGCUCCAUAAACUCAAAUAAUUAGCAUGUCCUGAGUUGCUAAUCCUCACUGUGUUGAGUCACUAACGGGCAUGGUUAAUAUACUGUACAGACAGAAAGCCAUAUUAACGUUACUCAACAGUAGCAAAUGCAGCGCUAGCUUUGAGAACGUUCGCAAUAUGUUGUUACAGGGCUCCCAACUUUGUUUAGAUUUUUUUUUCUUUUUUUCUGAUGUUAUACUCUUCUGCUAUGCAUAAGCACUAAAGUGCCUGUCUGCUUGUAUGUGUCUGUCUGACCCUGUCCUCCCUAGCACUAUUAGGGCUAUCCGUGCAGAAUAUAGCUUGUCUAUUUUUCCCCCAUGCGGUUGUACAAAUCUGUAAAGGUACUUAGUUGAGGUUUUGUUAAUGAUGAAUAUGACUCAUGAAAUGACUUGACCAAUGGUCCCGGCUUUAUGGGGUUGGUGCUGUUUGCUUUGCCCCAAAAUGGAGGACUCUUAUCUCUGGGCUCCCAGUGCCAAAACACAAGGAAAGGAAAACUACAGAAAAGACCAGACAACUGAUACUAUUACUACGCUGUGAUUCUUUCAGACAAUACAGGUCUCAAAAAACAAAAACAAAAAAAAGAACAUUGAGUUUUGAUGUCUGGUUCUAAAAGCUGUUGUCACCCUGUCUGCUGUCUUGUAUUUCUUUAGCAGCUUGUUAGGGACUCUUCUUGCCUCAGUCUGUUUCAAUUUUCACACAUUUCGAAAUAGACAUUUACCGUUUGCCAACAUGUCAUGACAUCUUGAUUCAUAAUUACAUGGAGGAAGCCCCUUACCCCCAGAAGGAAAAAUAUCACAUAUUACUACAUUAGCCUCCUAAGGCGAUUUUAUAUGUUCCUGUCUGUCUGCCCGCCAGGGUCGCCUCAUGCACUUUCUCACCCGUGUCACAUGCCUAGGGGGCCAGAGGGAUACAAAGCAGCUUUAUGACAAGCUGAUUGGGAUCUUUGGUCUGACGUAUUACCCUUAAUGGUGGCUCAUGCAGUAGUGGAAACACAGCCCGGUCUUCGGCCUCACUGUGUCGGGUGUGUUCCACUCCGGGUUCAUAGCCUGGCUUGACAUUUAACCUAAGGCAGAAGUGGACACAAACGCCCAAACACACAGUGAAUACCUGUAAUGUGGCCGGAUACUUAGGGAAAAUGUUGCGACAAAAUGAGUCUUCAUCUGUAAAAUCGGUCAUUUGCGUCAAACCAAUUUAUAUAAAUUUAUUUUGCUCAACUUGACUCCCAAAGCAAAGUUUGUUGAUGUCUGCUAUAAGAAGACAUGCAUAGACAGAAAAACAUUCAACAUGAUAUAAAAGCACCUCACAAACAAGGAUCUGUGAGCAAAGUCUCUAUUCAAGUCUACUAAGAAGAAGUGACUAAGAGGCAAGAGUGUUGUCUUUACAUUGGCUAUAAUAGCUACCUUGUUUAUAAAACUUGUGUUAAUAUGAAAAUUGAUGUUGACAAUGACGUAUAAUGAAUGAAGUUUAUUUAGGAGAGAGCUCAGUCUAAACAGGUUCUUAACCAGAAUAGGGAUUGAACAGGAUAUUUAUCCUUGGCAGUACUGAAGUUGUGCUAUUGUUCUCCUCUGCAGUGAUAGUGGGUUUGUGAUGUUUUACAAAGAGGACUGGGUGACACGGCCUUGAUCUGUAGCUUUCUUUCCUUUUGAAAAGGAUAAUCAGCAAUGGAAAAUAGGGAUUUCUAUUAGCCUGUGAUGUAGACAACUUCACCUUUGUUGCUUGAGAAAAAGGAAAAAAAAAAUUGUCAAAGAAACAAAAAAAACAGUUGAACUACAAA
Messenger RNA from Osmerus eperlanus (European smelt), 7067 nucleotides. Its product is annotated as insulin receptor substrate 1-B. Gene Ontology annotation, biological process: insulin receptor signaling pathway. Gene Ontology annotation, cellular component: cytosol; plasma membrane. Gene Ontology annotation, molecular function: insulin receptor binding; phosphatidylinositol 3-kinase binding. Bases 390 to 4172 code for a protein of 1260 amino acids. NCBI's taxonomy places the organism in Eukaryota, Metazoa, Chordata, Actinopteri, Osmeriformes, Osmeridae. The transcript has 4 exons. The record is from RefSeq and is a predicted model, not a curated record.